GGGCGGGCCUGUUUGCCUCAGGUGGUCUAACAGGCGCCGGAGAGGACCAAUGGCGUGGUCACAUGGCUACGCCCCCCUCCUUCCAAUUGGCUGGCGUUGGAAAGCCGCGGACGCUGCCUGUGGUGUGGGCGAACUGCAGCGGGACUCAGCUGUGGCUGCUGCGCCGUUCGCUCUCCGUUCUUCAGCUCCCUUCGCUUCUACGCUGUCCGCCGCCGCCAUGGCCCAAGCUGAUAUUGCACUGAUUGGACUGGCUGUCAUGGGCCAGAACUUAAUUUUGAACAUGAAUGACCAUGGCUUUGUGGUCUGCGCUUUUAAUAGGACGGUCUCCAAAGUUGAUGAUUUCUUGGCCAAUGAGGCAAAGGGAACCAAAGUAGUUGGUGCUCACUCCUUGGAGGAAAUGGUCUCCAAGCUGAAGAAGCCACGACGGAUCAUACUGCUUGUGAAGGCUGGUCAAGCUGUUGAUGAUUUCAUUGAAAAAUUGGUACCAUUGUUGGACAGUGGUGACAUCAUCAUUGAUGGAGGAAAUUCUGAAUACAGGGACACCACAAGACGAUGUCAAGACCUGAAGGCCAAGGGGAUCCUGUUUGUGGGGAGCGGAGUGAGUGGUGGAGAGGAAGGGGCCCGGUAUGGCCCAUCACUUAUGCCAGGAGGGAACAAAGAAGCUUGGCCCCACAUCAAGGCAAUCUUCCAAGGCGUUGCUGCCCAUGUGGGAACCGGAGAACCCUGCUGUGACUGGGUGGGAGACGAGGGGGCAGGCCACUUUGUGAAGAUGGUGCACAAUGGGAUAGAGUACGGUGACAUGCAGCUCAUCUGUGAGGCCUACCACCUGAUGAAGGACGUUCUGGGCAUGGAGCACGAUGAAAUGGCAAAGGCCUUUGAGGAAUGGAACAAGACAGAGCUAGACUCAUUCCUGAUUGAAAUCACAGCCAAUAUUCUCAAGUUCCGAGAUACCGAUGGCAAACACCUGCUGCCAAAGAUCAGGGACAGUGCGGGGCAGAAGGGCACGGGGAAGUGGACUGCCAUCUCAGCCCUGGAGUACGGGGUCCCUGUCACCCUCAUUGGAGAAGCAGUCUUUGCUCGGUGUUUAUCCUCUCUGAAGGAUGAGAGGAUUCAAGCUGGCAAAAAGCUGAAGGGUCCUCAGAAGACCCAGUUUGAAGGUGAUAAGAAGUCAUUCCUGGAGGACAUCCGGAAGGCUCUCUAUGCUUCCAAGAUCAUCUCUUACGCUCAAGGCUUUAUGCUGCUCAGACAGGCGGCCACUGAAUUUGGCUGGACCCUCAACUACGGUGGCAUUGCCUUGAUGUGGAGGGGGGGCUGCAUUAUCAGAAGUGUAUUUCUAGGAAAGAUAAAGGAUGCAUUUGAUCGAAACCCAAAACUUCAGAAUCUCCUCCUAGAUGAUUUCUUUAAGUCAGCUGUUGAAAACUGCCAGGACUCCUGGCGGCGGGCAGUCAGUACUGGUGUCCAGGUGGGCAUUCCCAUGCCCUGCUUCACCACUGCUCUCUCCUUCUAUGAUGGGUACAGACACGAGAUGCUGCCAGCCAACUUACUCCAGGCGCAGCGGGAUUACUUUGGGGCCCACACCUACGAACUCUUAGCUAAACCGGGACAGUUCAUCCACACUAACUGGACAGGCCACGGUGGCAGUGUGUCAUCCUCUUCGUACAAUGCCUGAUCACACUCUCUUACCCACUGUGAUUCCACAGACCGGGCCCUUCCGUUUGCCACACAGCACUGCUUACAUGGCACUCUGCCCUACUUUCCCCUCAGAUCUUUAUAAUAAACUGUUGUAAGACACCCCUCUAAAAAAGUCAAGCUGAGUCUAUUUGUAAAGUGGUUCUGUGAGAACCAUCAUGCCCCCUGACCUUGCUCCUUGGGGCUGGCUAGGAAUUUAAUCAUGUGAGCGACGGCCUGACCCAGUUCCCUGAAGCGGUGUUUUCGUGGCCUCCGUGGAUCAAAGAGGCGCAGGAAGUCUGCCCUGAGCGAGGCAGCAGCUCUGGUCACAUAGAUGGGAAGGGCUUUUGUGGCAUUUGAUCAAACUGGAACUUUUGUAUCAUGCAGCUGAAUUCCUCUUUCUUUACUUAAUAAAAGCUACAUUCUACUUA
Messenger RNA from Manis pentadactyla (Chinese pangolin), 2099 nucleotides. RefSeq names its product phosphogluconate dehydrogenase (gene PGD). Gene Ontology annotation, biological process: pentose-phosphate shunt; pentose-phosphate shunt, oxidative branch. The record is from RefSeq and is a predicted model, not a curated record. The coding region runs from base 50 to 1669 and encodes 539 amino acids. NCBI's taxonomy places the organism in Eukaryota, Metazoa, Chordata, Mammalia, Pholidota, Manidae. Gene Ontology annotation, molecular function: NADP binding; phosphogluconate dehydrogenase (decarboxylating) activity. The transcript is spliced from 13 exons. Gene Ontology annotation, cellular component: cytosol.